Nezara viridula (southern green stink bug) is the source of this 806-nucleotide messenger RNA. NCBI's taxonomy places the organism in Eukaryota, Metazoa, Arthropoda, Insecta, Hemiptera, Pentatomidae. The record is from the annotation of a GenBank genome assembly.
UAAAAACCAGAAACCAGUAGCAGAAAGUACAACGACCUUCCUGCUGCACAAGGCUCUCGUGCACUAUAUAUACUGUUAGCUCUGGAAGAAGUGGCAUAGUUACCCGAGGUAAGAGAUCGACAAUUCUAAACAUGAAGACCGCCCUAGCCUGCCUGUUGCUCGUUGGAGUAGCCCUGGCAUACCCAAACGAAAGGGUUUAUGGAGCUCAUGGUUCACUGGACCUCGACGCCGUCCAUGGUUCCAUCCCCGCUAGCGCAUUAGGUCCCGAUAGGAUCGUUGGCUCCACGGCUAAUGCACGCCUCUCUCACUACGUGGAUCCUCAGUUCGCCCCAGGUAAUGCCGGCUCAGUCUUCGACCUCCCGAAGGAAGAAGGACCUGUAUACUCCGGGGCUCGUCCUAGCUCCCCUGGAUACGAUAGCAGAUUUCUUGGAUGGGCCGGUAAUGGUUUCGCCGCACCAGCAGCAGCAGCUCAUGGAUUGGUCGCUCCAGCAGUUGCCGCCCCCAGACUCGCACCUCCAUCCCUCGCUGGUUCCGCAGCGGGAGGCCCUGUCACUCCUGGAUACCAAAACAGAUUUCUUGGAUGGUCCGGUAAUGGUUUCGCCGCUCCAGCAGUAGCAGCUCACGGACUGGCCGCUCCACCAGUAGCAGCCCCACGUCCAUCCUACGGUGGUUCCGCAGCUGGUGGCCCUGGCUCUCCAGGAUACGUAAACAGACUUGUUGCAAGUGCUAUAGCACGCCACAAUACUCCAUGGGGCGCAAUUGGACACGGACAUACACUCAGAUAUGGACCUCACUACUACCAAUAA